AUGGAUCCACACAUCAGGAAAAUGGGUGUUGUGCACAAUGAUCAAUAUUUGGAAAAAAUUGGACUGACAAAAUUCCAUUUACAGGGUGAUCAUCCACCAUGGCAAGAUUUUGUUGUGCCUCAUCUAGGACCAGAUAAUGGAUUGUUGGGAACACAUAGCAGCAAGACACAAGAUGUGCUGGGAGGACAAAUGAAGAAAACACAGUCUCAAAAGGUGCAAACAACAGAAGAAUUGAUAAGAAACUGCAGUUUGCAAUGCUUGCAAUUAACAUUAGAGUAUCUGGUAAAUGAAAGCAAUGUUAUUUUGAAUGCAGGAAAUGGUGGUGAAGAGAUGGAGUUUACAGAGGAGAUUGUUACUGAUUUUGAAUCCAGAGUUUCUGAAGUGAUUGAACUCUAUCAGCACCGAAUUCAGUGGCUCUUGCAGGACAGCAGAAAGGUGUUUGGUGUUAUAAAAGGAACUAAAGUUGGACUUUUGGUUGAUGUGUCUCAUUUGAGUUAUGGACCUAGACUGUUGGAUUUUCAGAAGAACCUUUUGUGCUUAAUAGAUGAACAGCUUUGUUAUAAGAAGCAAUUGUACUGCCUCUCAUUCAGUACAGAAAUUUCACCACUGUGGGAGAGUCCAAAAACCAUCAAUGUUCAUGUGCUACGUGAAGUAAGACAGUGGAUAGAAGAGCUGGAGCCUGGUCGAGGCUGCAACUUGCUGAAAGCCUUAAGGCAUGUCCUUCCAAUGAAAGAACUGAAUUCCUUGGUCCUUAUUGUAGGAAGCUGCCCUGAUCAGUCUUUUGAAAUAUUAUGUGAUUAUACUCAGCAGUGUACACUGGGGAGAAAAGUGCAGAUUCACACUGUUAUCUAUGAUUGCAGCAACCCUGCUUCUCUUACAGUUCUAAAGAACCUUGCAGAAGCUGUAAGAGGCUGUUAUCAUUGCUACUCUUCCAAGGGAGAGAAUUUUGAUAGCAGUGAUUUUCAUCUGUUACUUCAGGAAUCCCAAAAGGCUAAGGACUUACUCAAGAGCAUCAAACAGACUUUUCAAAGACGAGUUGGUGACUUGCUUGGUAGUAAAAGAGCAGAUGUUUCUACAGCAUUUGCAAAUACAGAACCUUCCAGCUUCUUCCCAAAGCCUCCAAAGCACAAAGGACCAUUAGUUAUUCAAACACCAGGCAUCCUGGGCAAAACCUCAGCAGACUGGUUAAAGACAUAUGGAUUGAAAGCUAAAAAGUUAGACCUCUAUCAAGUUCUGGCUCCCAAUGCCUUCUCUCCUGUGGAAGAUUUUGUACCUAUUCUUAAAAAAACAGUAUCAUCAACUCUACAUGAGAAAGUGAUGAUGCAGUUUGAGUGGUAUGAUGGAACUGUAAAAAAUAUCCAUGUUGACCUGCCAGUAUUGUACAACUAUCAGAAGCUCCUUGCUAAAAUGGUAAGAAUCUAUGAGAAACGAAUUGACUGGCUAUCUGUUGCUAGCAGAAGAAUAUGGGGAAGUGUGUAUGAAAGAAGGGUGGUUAUACUUGUUGAUAUAUCAGUGACAAACUCUACCUACAUCUCUCAUAUCCAACAUUCUUUGCGACUUUUACUUGAGGAGCAAAUGUCAGAUAAGGAUUCCUUCAAUAUUAUAGCAUUUGGGAGUGACAUUGUGCCUUGGCAGCAGGAACUCCUUCCUUCCCAACCAGAAAACUUAGAAAAGGCUUGGAGGUGGGUGUUGAGCUUGGAGUGCAAGGGCAGUAGAAAUGUCUUGAGUGCACUCAGAAGAGCUGUGGAAAUUGAGUUCAAAGACAAAGAUAAACACAAAUCACAGGGACUCUACCUGCUGACCACUGGAAUACCAGACCAGGAAACACACACAAUCAGUGCUUAUGUGGCUGAGGCUUGCAGAGGUUUUGAUUUGCAGCUGCAUGUCUGUCUGUUCAGUGUGACAAAGGGCACUGACUCCAGUGGGAUUAUUCCAGCCCGCUAUGCCAACCCAACAGAAACUGCCAGUGCUUUCAAAGAAAUUGUACAGGCAGGCAAUGGGAGGUUUCACUGGUUUGGAGAAGCAGGUAUUUUUGAAAGUGAUGAUAUUAGCAGUAUUAUAUCUGAAAUGGAAAAAGCAAAGAACUACUCCCAAAAGUGUGCAUUCCUAGUGGAGUCCUUAAAGCAACGCUCAGUAAAACAGUCUGUGAAACCACUCACACCAGAAGGGCACUCUAAUGUGCUUAUGAGGAAUGAGGAAAGAAAAAAACAGAAGGUGCCAUCUCCUAAACCCACAGCUGUACUGAAAGAUGUUAAAGACAACCAUGGUGCAGAGAGAAAUACUCGUGUAAGAGUAGUGGCAUGGCGUCCUCCUAGUGCCAGAGCAGGAAUUCCACCAGCACAAACAGUAAAAGAAUGGCCUCAGACUGAGAAUAAAGGAAAGCACAAACCCAGGAAGCAGGCAGAGCUUUCUGUGUCUGUAUUUUACACUGAAGAAGGAAGAAAUGUGGGUACAAUAUAUCAGAGGUAUCCAAAGGCAAUGCACAUAAGAAAAUCUGUUUGCUCUGUCACAUUGCCAAAGGAAGAGGAAAUCUGUUCAAGCAAAGAGUGGCUGACCAAGUAUAGUAUUAAAAAGCUUAAACUGGAAUUGUCCAGACUGAUGUUUGACUGUACCCACCAGAAGAAAACUGUGGAGUGUCUGCACAAGAAAGUAUCAGCAAAAUACUGUUCUAUCUUCCCCAGCAGAGAAAUCAAUGGGGUUGUGAAACAUCUGCAAUUUCACCCUAAAGAACUGGAAAGCUACACAGAACAACUGGGGAAUGUGCUGCAGCGCUACGUGCAGAGAGUGCAGUGGCUGCUCUCAGGAAGCCGACGAUUGUUUGGUACCAUUUUAGAAGCAAAUGUCUGUGUUUUGGUUGAUACGUCUGGUUCCAUGGGCCCAUAUUUGCCAUCUGUCACAAAAGAACUUACCUCCCUUAUCUGGGAACAGCUGAGAAAAAAUGAAGUCAGGUUUAACCUGCUGAGAUUUGCAGACAAUACAGAGAGUUGGAAAGAGUAUCUUGUAGAGGCAGCUGAUGAAAGCUGCCACGAUGCUGUGCAGUGGGCUUCCACAUGCCAUGCUCAUGGGAGCUCCUGCAUCCUUGCAGCUUUACAGAAGGCUCUCAGUUUCCAAGGUGUAGAGGCACUGUAUCUAUUGACUGAUGGAAAACCAGACACCAGCUGCAGUCUGAUUUUGAAAGAAAUUGAAAGAUUGAUAAAGAAACAAGAUAUUAAAAUCCACACCAUUUGUUUUAGCUGUGCAGACAGAGGAGCUGUUGAAUUCCUGAAGAAGCUUGCUUCCCAAACAGGAGGGCGCUUCCACUGCAGUUCUGCAGGUGAAGAUGGACAAUUAGCAGCACACAGAAUAUUGACAGAGGGGCUGGAUGAUGAAGAUAAUCCAGUUUUCCCUUACUUUGAAGGAGAUGAUUUAAAGAAACUUACUCAAGAAGUAGCAAAAGCUAGAAGUUUCUUAAAGCAGGCAAAAUCUUGGAGAUUAUUGUUUGAAAAAUGGAACAGAAACCAAAAAGAUGACUCUGGCUUUCAAGAAAGUGUUCAGGAUUAAAUUUUAGAUGAAGAAAAGAUGCUGAAGAGGUUUGGAAUCAUACCAUCAUACCUGCUUCUUUACAAAGUGUGCUCACACCUUCCAGCUUCAAGCAGAAAGAUUUAUUUUCUUUGUUGUCACAAUGGCUGGCAAGACAAGAAGUUGCAGAUAAGUGCUGCACUGACUCCACUUGCAGAUUUUGGAGGAUUCAAAGUAAAUCAAGCCCUGAACUCUACAAAGUUUAAAUAUAAGUAGAGGGUAGUUUUCAAUAUAGCUAAUACA
This is a messenger RNA of Sturnus vulgaris (Common starling), 3801 nucleotides long. The record is from RefSeq and is a predicted model, not a curated record. Lineage: Eukaryota; Metazoa; Chordata; Aves; Passeriformes; Sturnidae.